UGCCACCUGUCAGUGCCCAUCAGUGCCACGUGCCAGUGCCCAUCAGUGCCACAUCAAUGCCACCCAUCAGUGCCAGUCAGUGCCACAUAUCAAUGCCAAUCAGUGCCACCUAUCAUUGCUGCCAAUCAGUGCCAACUAUCAGUGCCAGUCAGUGUCGCCUAUCAGUGCCAGUUAGUGCCGCCUAUCAGUGCCAAUCAGUGUCGCCUAACAGUGCCAGUCAGUGCUGCCUAUCAGUGCCACCUAUCAGUGCCAUAUAUCAGUGUCAUGUAUCAGUGCUGCCUUUCAGUGCCCAUCAGUGAUGCCU
Molecule: messenger RNA, 304 nt
Organism: Staurois parvus
Lineage: Eukaryota; Metazoa; Chordata; Amphibia; Anura; Ranidae
Source: the annotation of a GenBank genome assembly